AUGCCUGAUGUUUCCCUUCAAAAUCUUAAACUGCAUCCAGAGCUGUUACUCCACAAGAGGAACCCCGACGCAAAAGUGUCGGCCUUCGAUGGAGCUUUGGGCAGCUUGUAUGAUAAAUUCAUUGUUACCACACCAAAUGCUAGUGCAUUAUGCGCCCCGCCACUUGGAAGCAAUCGACCUCAACCAUACGUCUCUCAAUAUUGUCAUUUUCCCAUUAUUCGUUCUGCACUAUUGAACCCAUCUGAUUCCCAUCCCGACGCUCUGCUAUACUGGCUUCCGAGCAAGACUGACUUCUACAAAGCUGAUUCUGCUGGUGAAUGUAGGGGUCCAGGAUUCCUACUCCAUCAUAAGUUUGUCUGGUUCCAAAAAUGGGUAGAUAAAACUGUAGAACGUGGGAAGGGGGCAACAUUUUCUGAAGGGGCUGAGGAUUUAAAGCAUGGCUAUAUGGUGUUGCUCCAUGACCUUCUGGAAUGCCUUCAGCACCUUCCCAUGUCUCUUGAAAAGGUGCAAUUAAGUGUGUGGGAGACUCAGCAUGUUGUACUCUAUUUGCAGGUGCUGAUAGAUUAUAUGUUGAUCUAUAAACCCUGUAUGGAUACUGCAGCAGACAGUUCAGUGCCACGAAAAGCAGAUCCUGAGCUGAUGGGAGCAUUUACGAAUGAUGCUCAGAUUGCGCAGAGCUUUUUCCAUGCAGGGAUUCCAGUGUGGAUCAUUUGGCAUGUCGAUCAACUUCCAAACAUCUGUAUCGACAAGACAGAUCAUUUCCGAGAGCCACAUUUCUUCAUGCCCCUUGACCAGCAUCGUGCUAAGUUCUGCCCUAUCUUCAAAGGUCAUGGAUUGACUGCCAAAAAAUACUAUGCCUUUGACAGGUUUACAUGUAGCCACGUCCGAUUCCUGAAUGUUUUUACUUGGACGCAAAGCACUGGCUCACUUCCAUUAAUUAAUCCUCCCAUCCCUGCAUCAACAUUGUCUCCCAUAUCAUCAAGAAAAGGCCGAAAAAUGUCGCCUUACUCUCGGCAAUCACUGAAUAAUAACUCGUCGUCUUCUUCAAAGUGUUUUGUUGAUCGGAUGCCUGCACAUUCAUUCCUUCCACCUGUUGUUGCUGUUUGGGGUCAUGGCUUAUCCACUCUUGUGUUUGAUAAAUCUCGUUGCAUUGGAUCUGUCGGCGCAAAACCACGUGGAUAUGCCUUGCCUCCUCCUUCUUGUCUUACUACUGCUAAGAAUCCCCAUAAAAUACAGAUGAUGUUCAAGUUCUGGCUACGUAUUUGCGUUCCCAUGAUUGCUCGCCUUUCAUCGACCUUCUACACUCCUGCUCUUAUGGAUCAGAAUAGCUGGAAGACUCUCGUAUCGCUCAACUACCUCGGCAUGGCAUCCCAACAAGAAAGCAGUGACACUAAAGCUGCUAAACGGCAGGACAAAAUGAGGGAGUUUCUCAAAGGAUGCUGUGACAAGAUUGAAAUGGACUUAGGAACUGCAGAAAAAGAAUCUGUCUUCUGGAGAGGAAAGCCAUUUGCCGAGUUGACAGCUGCAGACCAUCAAUUGUAUGGGAGAUUUCAGAGCUGGAAUUCCAUUUGGAGCUUGCAGAGCUGGACCAUAUGA
Desarmillaria tabescens is the source of this 1596-nucleotide messenger RNA. RefSeq lists its product as uncharacterized. The record is from RefSeq and is a predicted model, not a curated record. The coding region runs from base 1 to 1596 and encodes 531 amino acids. NCBI's taxonomy places the organism in Eukaryota, Fungi, Basidiomycota, Agaricomycetes, Agaricales, Physalacriaceae. The transcript has 4 exons.